AGUCGGUCAGUCACUUGGGGCUUUCUCACGCGCGUCUGCCCAACGUCACUUCUGGGCUGACUUCUGGGGGCGCUCAGACUCCGUGGGAAAGGUAGGCAGCUGGGCAGAGUCAGAACAACAGCCCAGUCGGUGGACCAGCUGUGUACAGCUCUCCGUACUAGUCGGCUACCCUCGUUCGCUGAGGAAGUGUACAAUCGGAAGAAACCGAGCAGGAUGGACCUCGCCUUUGAGAACCACUUCAACAUGGCAUCGCGGAGGCCAAACGACACUCCCGGUGAAGCAAAUGACGAGAUCACUGCUGACAACUCAAAGAAGAAGAAGACUGCGAAAGUUAUUGUCAACGACCCGACUAUAGACCUCGAUAGUUACACCGCGAACUACAGUGGCCGAACAAAGAUAGUCCGCCUCCUGCACAUAGCAGAAUGGAGCCCACCCCUCUCCAUCGACGCCUACAAGCUCGCGCUCCAAGAACUCCGGAACACCCUCGACUAUCAACUCUACAUCGACGUGCAUCGCAAACUGAAUCAUUCUUUGGAAGAACGGCGGCAGCCUCCCGUUGCACUGGACGCGGCGUGGGUGAACCAUGCUAAGAAAGAGUUUAAGGAUAAAUCCGAGAAGCUGGAGCAGGAAUUGAAGGGGUAUAAGGUCAAUUUGAUCAAGGAGAGCAUACGGAUGGGACAUAACGAUUUGGCCGAGCAUCUAUACAACGGAGGCGAGCUGCAGGGAGCGUUGAGAUCGUACAGCAGGACGAGAGAUUAUUGCACAACCUCAAAACAUGUCGUGGAUAUGUGUUUGAGUGUUGCCAAAGUCAGCCUAGAGCUCGCGAACUUCUCGCACGUUCAAAACUACAUCGUAAAAGCCAUGAGUCACCCGGAAGUACAGGAGAAGGGGAUCAUCAACAGCAAGCUGAAAUGUCUGAGCGGUCUCGUGGAUCUCGAAAACGGUCAAUUCAAACGCGCUGCGGGCAGUUUCUUGGAUGUCAGCUUUUCGUUGGGGUCGCAGUUCUCUGAGAUAAUAUCACCAAAUGACAUCGCCCUGUAUGGCGCACUCUGUGCACUGGCCACGUUCGACCGCCACGAGCUCAAAAGCAAAGUGUUUGAAAACGCGGAGUACAAGCAGUAUUUGGAACUGGAGCCGCAAGUACGCGAGCUGCUGUAUGGCUUCUACCAGAGCAAGUACACCCAAUGCUUGGAUACCCUGACUCGGAUGAAGAGCGACCUAUACCUCGACAUCUGGCUCCACGGGCACGUCGACCUAAUCUACCAAAACAUCCGCAAGAAAGCCCUCGUGCAAUACUUCCAACCCUUCCUUUCCGUCGACAUGCACAAAAUGUCCCGCUCGUUCAGCACCUCCGUCACGGAGCUCGAACGGGAGCUGGCGAUGUUGAUUAUGGGGAAGGAGAUUAAUGGGAGAAUUGAUAGUCAUAAUAAGAUCCUGCGCGUAAAAGCCGCCGACCAACGCAGCACCAUCUUCGAACACUCCCUCGCGAUGGGGACGGACUACCAGACCCAGGUCCGCCACUUGAUGCUAAGGAUGAAGCUUGUGCGCGCCGAUAUGAUCAGUACGUCCUCUUCUCCCUUUCCCCUUUCGCUCAUCAUACUCAAACUUUUUUUUUACGUGUUACAGUUAAAGCACCCAAUGAGGGACGUCAUGGCGGUGGAGGAGGAGGUGGAGGGGAUGGGGGCAGACACCACCCAGGAGGGCAUCAUGGGAGCCGGAAAGGGCGACCGGCGAAUUUAGAGUUUGAUGCGGAUGACGGGGAGGAUAUGAUGGCUAUCGACCAUUAAUGAGGGGGCCGGGAUAAGGGGAAGUUUGCUGUUUUCGAGUGUACAUAUGUACAUAUGCAACCGUCGAGUGAGGCGGUCUUUUCUGCUCCUUUUGGAGACAUAUGUUGAGUGAGGCCGGUUCACGGGAAGAGCUCUCAUGCUUAGUGAGCUCUAGAUACCAAUCAACAGUCAUGAUAUGCAUAAGGUGUUGCUCGCA
Fimicolochytrium jonesii is the source of this 1983-nucleotide messenger RNA. Its product is annotated as 26S proteasome subunit RPN7-domain-containing protein. Lineage: Eukaryota; Fungi; Chytridiomycota; Chytridiomycetes; Spizellomycetales; Powellomycetaceae. Gene Ontology annotation, cellular component: COP9 signalosome. Bases 214 to 1740 code for a protein of 508 amino acids. The transcript has 7 exons. The record is from RefSeq and is a predicted model, not a curated record.